UGUGAUUACACAUCUAUUAGCUCUGUGUGCGCGAGACGGAGUCAGAUCAUGCGCGCGCACUGCUGAGUUGAGCGCUGAUGAUGAAGCGCUGUCUUUACACGCUCCACCGGGGAGAUGCGAGAAAUUAAUGAUGCAGUUUGUCUCUUACUGACCGACGUGCAGAAGAGAAGUUAUACUCAGAAGAAGAUGUUUUGAAUGGCUUAAUUUUGUGCGUGUUUUAGUUUUUUCCUCAAAGAUUUCAAACGAGCAUCACUUUUGCUCAAUGCCAAGAUGUUCUCAAUAAUAUGGAAAACAUAAAGUGUCAUCAGCUGAAAACAUAAUUUCAGUUCCACCAAGCCCAUGUGAGAGAAGAGACAAUGGGGUGUGAAAAUGUGACCAAUGGGACGGAGAACGGCAAGCCGCCCUACACCCUAUUGGUGGCCCUUCCACUGAGCGUUCUGGUGGGGCUCCUCAUCCUUCUCAUCGUUUUCGGCAACGUGCUGGUUGUCAUCGCCGUUUUCACGAGCCGAGCUCUCAGGGCUCCCCAGAACCUGUUCCUGGUCUCACUGGCAUCAGCCGACAUUUUGGUAGCAACUUUGGUGAUGCCGUUUUCUUUGGCCAAUGAGCUGAUGGGUUACUGGGCCUUUGGGCAAGUGUGGUGCGAAAUAUACCUUGCCCUGGAUGUUCUCUUUUGCACGGCCUCCAUAACUCACCUGUGCGCCAUCAGUUUGGACAGGUACUGGUCAAUCACACAAGCCAUUGAGUACAACCUCAAGCGCACGCCGCAACGAAUCAAGCGCAUCAUUUUUGGGGUUUGGGUCAUUGCCGCCGUAAUCUCCUUCCCGCCUCUCAUUACCAUGGAGAAGGAAGAGGGCUCCAUCUGCGAUAUUAAUCGAGAAAAAUGGUACAUUAUCUCCUCUUCCAUUGGCUCAUUUUUCCUUCCAUGCAUCAUCAUGGUGCUCGUCUACAUCCGAAUCUAUCAGAUUGCCAAGAAGAGGACCAGAGCACCCACUGGGGACCGGAGGAAAAAGGACGUAGACCUGAAGGAGAAUGAUCAGGGCGAGAAGGACCCUCACAAGAGACUAAACGGGGAUCCCACCGCUGAGCCGGAUGGAGCCAAUGACAAGGGCGAGAUAAAUGGAGUGGACAUGGAGGACUCGUCCUCCUCCGACCAUAAGGUCUCCAACCCCUGCUCCCUCAAGAAGAAGCGCUCCAAAGGAAAGACCAAGCUGAGCCAAAUCAAACCAGGAGACGACAAGCAAGAGGUCUGCCAGACCACCAAGACCAGCAGGUGGAAGGGCCGUCAGAACCGCGAGAAGCGCUUCACCUUUGUCCUAGCGGUGGUUAUUGGCGUAUUUGUAAUAUGUUGGUUCCCUUUUUUCUUCACGUACACACUGACGGCGUUUUGCAACUGCUGUGUGCCGGUGAAGCUUUUCAAGUUCUGCUUUUGGUUCGGCUACUGCAACAGCUCCCUCAAUCCCAUUAUAUACACCAUCUUCAAUAAUGACUUCAGAAGGUCCUUUAAAAAGAUUCUCUGCCGGAGAGAUAAUAGGCGAGUGUUGUGAAUGGGCUGCUGGGCUUUUUCUUUCCAUUUUUUAAUGUCAUAACACACUGACCAGGACGGUCCUACUCAGAUCAUGUCACUGUAAUUACUUGUGUACAGUAAAUCAACAUGCCAUGUGUAAUUUUACAACAAGAAACUCUCACCUGCUUUGUAUAAGUGUCACAAUGUAACCAUGCAUGGUUAUGCAAUUACAGCACAAUAUGUGGCAGAUUCGUCCAUUUCAGAAAUGUAUUGUUGUGUUGUAGUUCUUAAUAUACUGUAUGUGCUGUAUAUUUUGUAACUGUGGUAUUUUAUGAUCUAAUAAUGUGGAGACCAUCAGUAAGCACAUUUACAAUGGCAACGCCAUUGAUGUUGCUCAAAAUGUGAAAUACAAUUCAAAAUGUGCCAAAGGAGUAAGGACUAUUGUGGCUAUCGGCCUUCAAUCUUUGUGCUGUGCUGCAAUACUCAUAUGCAGAGUGUCAAACUACUUGCUGCAAUGCUGAUUGUCUUCUCAUGGCGCCUUUUUACUUCCCUGACAUAUUGUGUAAUUCAUUAUGAAGGUGUUGUUAUUGUAUGGCGCAGGAAUCGUCUUUUAUCCCUGCCGGUAAUGGUUCAUUUAAAAUCUCGAUAUGCACCGUUGGGCAAAAAGAAGUUGAGCUAGUCUGACUGGAACCUGACGUGUCGGUGUCACAACAAAUUUUUCUGCUUUUGAUGUAAAUUAUAUCUGUCAUUCCCGAUAUAAUGGAUGGAUUUUUGGUCCCAUAACACAAGCCAAUUACAGAGAUUAUUGCAGUGAUUGCUGGAACUAAUAAACCAAGUGACAAACAGGCCAAUGUUUUAUUCCUGAAAGCUACAUUACUAGAUGAGUUUGCAUCUGUUCUCCGACAUAUGGAGUGUGAUCUUUGGGUCUGAAUGCACAACAAUACAGAGAGGAAUACUCAGCAAGAUAUCAAAUGACUGACAACAUGACAACAGAGUGUCUGCAGGUCAAGGUGAGGAUAAACCUCUCAGAGAGAUCAUCCUAGUGCUGUUAGAUAUCCAGUGGAGUGAGAUGGAGUGAGUGUCCUGUCCAUUCCUGUUCGACCUAGUAACACGGUUAAAAAAACAAAGGUCUCAAAUGACAUAUACAAACUACCUGUCGCUGUGCAUUUUGCCAUAUCUGAAAAAACUCAUUUUGAUGUAUGACUCAGCUUGAUAUUGGCUGUUUUCUGUCCUGGUUGUGCUCUUGAAGUGUUUUGCCACUAAGAUCUAAAAAAAAUUUGUAUGCACUCACACUCUUAACUGACAAAGAAAAGCACUCAAGAAAAUAAAAUAAAAAAAU
Molecule: messenger RNA, 2843 nt
Organism: Myxocyprinus asiaticus (Chinese sucker)
Lineage: Eukaryota; Metazoa; Chordata; Actinopteri; Cypriniformes; Catostomidae
Gene: adra2a
Product: adrenoceptor alpha 2A
Exons: 2
Coding region: 357-1544 (395 amino acids)
Biological process (GO): adenylate cyclase-activating adrenergic receptor signaling pathway
Cellular component (GO): membrane
Molecular function (GO): adrenergic receptor activity
Source: RefSeq, a predicted model, not a curated record